This is a messenger RNA of Oncorhynchus gorbuscha (pink salmon), 378 nucleotides long. Its product is annotated as beta-2-microglobulin-like. Gene Ontology annotation, molecular function: MHC class II protein complex binding. Lineage: Eukaryota; Metazoa; Chordata; Actinopteri; Salmoniformes; Salmonidae. Bases 1 to 378 code for a protein of 125 amino acids. Gene Ontology annotation, biological process: peptide antigen assembly with MHC class II protein complex; antigen processing and presentation of exogenous peptide antigen via MHC class II; positive regulation of T cell activation. Gene Ontology annotation, cellular component: MHC class II protein complex. The transcript has 3 exons. The record is from RefSeq and is a predicted model, not a curated record.
AUGGAGACUGAGCUGGAUGAGAGUGAGCUGGACAAUAGAUUAUGUGUGUGCGGGCGCCUGCCUGACUGUAAGAUUCCCUCUUCCACCUGUAGCUCCCCCAUGGUGAAGGUGUACAGCCGUAACCCAGGGGAAUAUGGGAAAGACAACACCCUGAUCUGUCACGUGAGUGGCUUCCACCCCCCUGACAUCAGCAUCCAGCUCCUGAAGAACGGCGUGGAGAUCCCCGACGCCAAGCAGACAGACCUGGCCUUCCAACAGGGAUGGCAGUUCCACCUCACCAAGAGUGUUGGAUUCACACCAGCCAGCGGAGAGGAGUACACCUGUAGAGUCCGUCACCUGAAGAAUCUGAAUACCUACAUCUGGGAAUCAGAUAUGUGA